AUGAUGAUGUUGAUGCAACAGACACGAUUAACUAUUAGUAGUAGUAGUAGUUGUUUUGUUGGUGGUCGCUCACCAUUGCUAAGAUCACUCAUCAACAGCAGCAGUAGAUACUACACUACAACUACAACUGGCAAGGUCUACUCAUGGGGAUCAGGAUCAAACGGCAAAUUAGGACAUGGAAUGGGUGUCAAUCAACUGAACAAGCCUACAUUUGUUAGAGAACUGAUACAACAUGAUGUCACUCAUAUUAGUUGUGGAACAACAUUUACAAUGUUUGCAGCAGCAGCUACACCGACAAGUACUAUUCAAUCACAACAACAGAUACAACUAUUAGGAUGUGGAGAUAACUCUUAUGGUCAACUGAUCAUUGGCAAUGGAAAGAUACCGGUACUAGAGAACAUUGUACCGUUGAGUAAUGAUUGCGAGUCAUUCAAGCCACCCAACUUGGUGGGCCGCUCAGUGAAACAGUUGACAUCGGGCACCUUUCACAGCGCAUGUCUACUGGACGAUGGCAAUGUUUAUCUGUGGGGCAGUGCCAACAGCGGGCAGCUCGGCUCACCGACCUAUGCCCGUCUCUUGUACAACCCCUACCUAAACACGAGGCUUCAAAAGACUGGCGUACAGCGCUUGUCGUGCGGCUCGACCUUCACAGUCGCAUUGUCCAACGAUGGUCAACUCUACACAUUUGGCUCGGCAAUCUUUAACGAACUAGGUCACGACAAUGAGUUUAAUGAGCGUACACCAAAGCGUAUAAGACAUGCACUGCUACAGGACCGUCCACCAGUGGUCGACAUCAGUUCAGGCUACUUUCAUUCAAUGGCCCUAACUCAAGACAAUCGAGUGUUGGUUUGGGGUCGCAAUCAAGAGGGUCAAUGCCAACCGGUGGAGAAGGGCAUGGAGAAGGGAUGCUUCUCUUCAGUCCAUGAGCUAGACAUCUCCCGACUACAUGGUGAUCCAAUCAUUCAAAUUGGAUGUGGUAGUUUCUCAUCAUACAUACUCACAAAGUCUGGUGCAAUGUACUCUAUUGGUUCAAAUGAUCAUGGACAGCUUGGAGUUGGAUCGGAAUCAUUGUUUGGACAGUUGAAUCACAUUAGUACAUUACCUGCGGGCAUAACAAAGUUCUGGACUGGACAUCAAUACGCCAUUGCUACCGAUGGACAGAAGUACUAUGGUUGGGGAUCAAACUACGACUUCCAAUUGGCGUUGGACAAACGAUGUGUAUACAAUCAACCAGUUGUACUGGAUAGUCUCUCUGCGAUUGGUCAACCCAUCAAACAUAUUGCUGCCUCUGUCACACAUGCACUAGCACUUGUU
Acytostelium subglobosum LB1 is the source of this 1314-nucleotide messenger RNA. RefSeq lists its product as hypothetical. The transcript has 3 exons. The record is from RefSeq and is a predicted model, not a curated record. Lineage: Eukaryota; Evosea; Eumycetozoa; Acytosteliales; Acytosteliaceae. The annotation marks the transcript as partial.